Molecule: messenger RNA, 1320 nt
Organism: Aspergillus calidoustus
Lineage: Eukaryota; Fungi; Ascomycota; Eurotiomycetes; Eurotiales; Aspergillaceae
Source: the annotation of a GenBank genome assembly
AUGGACUUUAGCGACGAUGUCCGGACGGUUCCUGCAUUGGCGCUGUACUUGGUCAUCUGGGUUGAAUUCGGGAUAUGCACUGUCGUGAUCGCGCUGAGAGCGUACUCGCAGCUCCUCGUUGUUCGACGGCCGUUUGUCGAUGAUGUAGUGAUGAUUGGGGCUUGGGUGCGCUACCCCCUCUCUCCCUCCAUCUCGCUCAUCACUUGUCCUCUGACAUUCGCUAACCGAUAUGGUAAUGAAAAGAUAAUGCAAGCCAUCUCCUCCGGCCUCGUCACAGCCUCAACGCACUGGGGCCUAGGCCAAACUCUCGCAGAAUUAAUGCUCGAUCGCCCGCGCAUAAUCAACACGCUCAAAUACGCCAUGAUCUCGAUGCCCUUUGGCGUGUUGGGUCCCAUGCUCGGCCGGAUCUCGUUUAUACUCUUUCUACAGAACACAGUCUUGACUGUGCACGCGCUGCGCCGGAAGCUGCUUUGGGGACUUGUGGCGCUGCAGGUGGUUAUUAAUGUCAUUCCGAUUAUCUUGCAGUUCACGCAGUGCAAGCCCGCGAGUGCGUUGUGGGAUCCCUUGCUUGUUCCCACCGCGUGUCGGGAUGCGAUGGUGGUGCAGCGGUAUGGGUAUUUUCAGGGAGGUAUGUUGCGCUCCUACCUGUUGGAGGAUGGUGUUGUUGUGGUUGUCUUGGAUGUCGGUGAAGCUGAUGUCUCCAUCGCAGCAUUCAACGCCUUUACCGAUCUUCUCCUUAUAGUGCUUGGCCUGCUGGUCAUUAUCAAUCUUAAACUUCGGCUGCAGACCAAGAUUGCGCUGUGUGGGAUUUUAUCACUAAGCUCAUUGUAUGACUCGACGCCCGGCGACGAUAGCUUGCCGAUUGCUGACAUGGAUAACAGAGCAAUGGUUGCAGCCAUCCUCAAGACUAUCCAGCUUCAAUUGAUGAAUUCCUCAUCGUUUAGCUACGCUUACGCAAUGUGGUCAAUAUGGUUCCUAACCGAAGGAACCGUGAUAAUCGUCACAGUCUCCAUCCCGCGCCUCCGGCCGAUCAUAACCCUCCGCAAAAAGCGCACCCGAACAACCUACAACAACGGCUACAGUCUCGAACUCGACGGGUCCUCGCGAUCGAGAACAAAGUCGCAAGGCCAGUUACGGAACAACCAGAGUCACCGAUUUGGAAAUUCCAUCUCGAUAUUCAACGAUAGCAAGGGACCGACGACUCCGAAACCGGUCCUCAUGCGCUGGGACGACGAUAGUGGUGGGGAGAGCCAGGAUUUGAUUAUGGUUCACGAGGAGAUUGAGGUGCGGCGGGAGAUGCAGACGUUUAUACAUUCUUGA